AAACACAAAUUAAUUUCCAUCACCAAAGUCGAUUUUAUUUCCUUAAUAUUAUCGUCCUUACACAAUCACAAAAAUUUGUGUUUCCCUUCCAAACCACAGAGAAAACAUUUUACUCUAAAAAUUAUAUGCUGCUAGUUGUAUAUGGCUUUUGCAGCACAAGUACAACAAACAUACUGCAAUCCUCAAAACACUUGACGACUUGAAUGAACUCUAGACAACCUUAGACAACAAACAAGAAAAGGAGGAAAAAAAGAAGAUUGGAUAUCCCUUUAUUAUCCUCCUGAAAUGCCCACCAUUGGUUUAAGCAAAACACCACUAUGUCUAAGCCUUACUUCUCAAGGACCCAAGAUUCAUUUUUCCCUUUCAACCAAUUCAUUUCUGUAUAGUUUUAGACCCAAGAAGUUUCAUUUCUUGAAACCAUGUUCCUCCCUCAAAGAAACCAAGAAACAGCAGCAGACCAUUUCCAAGUCCCCCACCAAUGCUCCCCAGAGACUGCUCAACUUGAACCUUAAAAAAGAUGAUGAAAAUGAGAGUACUGAGAGUGAGAGUGAUGGUGAUAAUGCAGUUAAAGGUACCAUUUUGGCUGGUCUUUUGCUUGUGGGUUUAGUUGGUGGAUUUGGCGCUGUUGGGUUUGUUUACAGGGACCAGAUCAAUGCUUUCUUGAACCAGUUUUCAGGCUUUAUUGAAGGUUAUGGUCCAGCUGGAUAUGCUAUUUUUGUAGCAGUUUAUGCUGGAUUAGAAAUCCUUGCAAUACCGGCAAUUCCAUUGACCAUGUCUGCUGGUCUUCUAUUUGGCUCUGUCACUGGAACAAUCAUUGUGUCCAUUAGUGGAACGGUCGCUGCAAGCAUUGCAUUCUUAAUUGCGAGAUAUUUUGCUCGUGAACGAAUUCUUAAGCUGGUAGAAGGAAACAAGAAAUUUCUUGCUAUAGACAAAGCAAUUGGAGAAAACGGUUUCAAAGUUGUUACUCUUCUCCGUCUGAGCCCUUUGCUUCCAUUUUCUCUGGGGAAUUAUCUAUAUGGACUUACUUCGGUCAAGUUUGUACCAUAUGUAUUAGGAAGUUGGCUAGGAAUGCUUCCUGGAUCAUGGGCUUAUGUGAGUGCGGGUGCAUUUGGUCGGGCAAUUAUUCAAGAAGAAGCUGAAAUCGGUCUAGGAGGAGGAAACAGUGGCCAGCUAUUGACCCUCGGAAUAGGUUUAUUGUUUACAGCAGUAGCUGCAGCUUAUGUAACACGGCUCGCCAAGGAUGCUAUGAAGGAUUUGGAGUAGAUAUUGGAAAUUACUUGUGCCUUCACCUAGUAAAGUAUAAUUUUGAAAGCCAAAUUGUGACAUGCGUGCCUCCUGUAAAUUCGAAUACGAUAGUUGAUUAAACUAGAUAGGAAAAGUUCAGUUAUUUGCAACUUGCUCUGAUGCAAAGCUAAAUUGAGCCCAUUUUAUUGGAAACAUUAUGAACAUAAAGGCAAAAGAAUUCUUGACCUUGCUUAAGCUUUA
This is a messenger RNA of Nicotiana tabacum (common tobacco), 1485 nucleotides long. RefSeq lists its product as uncharacterized. NCBI's taxonomy places the organism in Eukaryota, Viridiplantae, Streptophyta, Magnoliopsida, Solanales, Solanaceae. The record is from RefSeq and is a predicted model, not a curated record.